Messenger RNA from Nymphalis io (European peacock), 749 nucleotides. RefSeq names its product UPF0184 protein AAEL002161. The transcript has 2 exons. The coding region runs from base 153 to 404 and encodes 83 amino acids. The record is from RefSeq and is a predicted model, not a curated record. NCBI's taxonomy places the organism in Eukaryota, Metazoa, Arthropoda, Insecta, Lepidoptera, Nymphalidae.
ACAGCUGUCUUGACUUAAUUUUUAAUAUUUAUAUUCGGGAUACAUUAAAGCUAUCAUAUUUUCAUUAAACUUUGUUUUGUAAAAAAGUUAUUAAUAUUUAAAUUAUAUUAUUAUAUUAAAUAUUGCCUUAUAUAUUAUAAAACUCAUUAAAAAUGGCAGGUUCUGAAGAUACUAAACCCAAUGAUAAUGAUACUGAAACUAAUAACAUUGAUAGUAAUGAACAAAACGAAGAAAAUGUCCAAGAAGAGUAUGUUUUAUUGGAUACGAAACUUGAUGAACUAAAUCAGGCUUUGGAUUUGUUGGAGCAAAAAAAUGAUGAUAUUCAUAAAAGAUUAGUAGAACUCUUACAAUCGAAUAAAGAUAUAAGACAGCAACUAAAACAUGAAAACACUAAAAUGAACUAAUUUAAAUUGUAUUAAAAGUUAAUUUUAAAUGAAAUGCUUACUUCAAAUAAAUAUACAAUUUAACUUAAAAAAAAACUUGAUUUGGUUAUUCUUUAGCGGGUAUAAAUAAUAUUUAAAUUAAAACUAUUAAAUUAUAGUUAACAAUAUUAUCUCAGAAUAUCUGUUUCAUUUAUAUUUACAUAUUUAAGUCACAUCUAUGUAUAACUAAAAAUUAAAGAAUUAUAUAUAAUGUCAUAAAUUAAUAAGCCUUAAUAAAUUAUAAUUUACCAAUAUUUUUAUUUAUUACCCAUAUCAUACUUCUUCAUGUAUAAAUAACACAGUGUGCAUAUAUAUACAGUAAGCAAA